GCCACGUAACAGCGCAUGCGCAUCACCCUGCAACCCGUUCGGCGACGUGUACCCGGUGUGUGGAAGUGUUCAGACAUCUCACCUCUGCCGGGCAACAAGCUGUUAUUAAACCCUAAGAAGCCUUACAAGAGGAGAGACAUGGGAGGCGCACAGAGUGUGGAGAUACCGGGCGGAGGCUCCGAGGGCUACCACGUCCUCCGGGUUCAGGAGAACUCACCUGGACACCGUGCAGGACUGGAGCCUUUCUUUGACUUUAUUGUCUCCAUCAACAACACCAGACUGAACAAGGACAACGACAACUUGAAAGACCUGCUGAAAGCCAGUGUGGAGAAACCAGUAAAGAUGCUGGUUUACUCCUCCAAGACUCUGGAGCUGCGGGAGUCCACAGUCACCCCCAGUAACCUGUGGGGGGGUCAGGGCUUGCUUGGUGUCUCCAUUCGUUUCUGCAGCUUUGAGGGAGCCAAUGAGAAUGUUUGGCAUGUGCUGGAAGUGGAGCCAAAUUCCCCAGCUGCUCUGGCCGGCUUGCGGCCGCACACGGACUACAUCAUUGGAGCGGACACUGUUAUGAAUGAGUCAGAAGAUCUGUUCUCUCUGAUAGAGAGCCAUGAGGGGAAAGGCCUGAAGCUCUAUGUGUACAACACAGACACAGAUAACUGCAGAGAGGUGAUCAUCACACCCAACGGUGCCUGGGGAGGAGAGGGCAGCCUUGGAUGUGGGAUUGGUUACGGAUACCUUCACAGGAUUCCCACCAGGCCUUUUGAGGAGGGCAAGAAGUUCAGCUUCCCCGGAAACUCUCCCAGUGAGCCCCUCAGUCCGCUGAAAGAUGGAUUCACUGAGGUCCAGCUCUCAGCAGUGACUCCUCCUCCUUCUGCACCUGCGGUCUCCACUGGCCUUGAGGAUUCACUGUCAGGCCUGUCAAUCAGCACAGCCCCGCCCACCAUGCCCAGUGAGCUGCAGACGGGUUUGCCCACAGUCCCUCUGCUCCCCUCCUCAAGCGGCCCCUCCCCCAGCCCACUCAUUCCACUGAAUCCUGCCACAACCGCCUUCAACCCCUCCACUACGCUACCAGGACUGAUGCCCUUCCCAGCCGGUUUACCUCCGCUCCCUAACUUGCCCAACCUCAACCUGCCCCUCCCAGACCUCAGUGCUGUGUCACUACCAGGCAGCAGCACCUUACCACCACAUUUAGGAGUCUCCUCUCUGGCAGCCCUCCCACCCCUCAACAUCCCCGGUCUGGCCCCAUUACCCCCUCUACCCACAAUGCUGCCCUCCCAGCUGCCCCCUCUCCUCCCUCAGGGGAUGGCCCCCCUCCUGCCCAUCUCCACCACCGCUCCUGCAGCCUCGGUCACCGUCACAGCAGCUCCUGUGCCCGAGCCCGCUGCUGACCCCGCAGUCACGUCAGAAACUGCCUCCACAAACGAAACCGAAUCGCCAGCCCCCACAGAAACAACACUAUCGUCGUAACCUGGGAGACAAAAUCCCACCUACUAUCAAACCAAAACACACACCCGGUUUUCUCUCUUUCUCCCGUCUGUCUUUCUCUCUGUUUUUCUAUUUAUUUGGCUGAAGGGGACGGACAGACAGCUGCAUUCGGUCACACAGACAGAGGUCAGAGUGCUCCAGGGAAGGCUUGUGUGGAGCGAUGAAGACCGGAGGACGGAUGUAGACUGCUCUUACCAACAUGUCUUUAUUGCCAGAGUGUCUCGGAGUGAUGUUACUUAAAGAGGAGGCAGAGGUCUACUCUUCGCUUUGUGGUUCACUUCACACUUUGUCUUAAGAUUUCCCCUCUCUGUUUCACGUGCUCCUUUUUUUUUAUAUAUAUAUAUAUAUAUCUGACCAGCGUAUGUUAACAGGCCUGGACAUGACAAGGCAUUUACUGAAGUACUACCGACAUAAUGCGUCCCUUAGAAAUACAAAAUCAAUGGCUACAACAAGGUCAGCCAACAUGUCAGGACAAAAAUAUCAAAGUACUGCUGUAUUGAAAACAAAUGUAAACUAAAUAUAAAUCCAUGUCAGAUUUUCUUUCUGUUUGUCCGGUCCUAACAUAUAAUCUUUAUUUUUAGUUAAUAGACCCCCUGACCAAAAUAGUUUGAUUUUUGUAUUGCUUUUUUUGUUCGAAUUACUGUAUGAAAGUCUCCUCCCAAUGAAUGAAUCUGCAUUAUUUUGCACCA
Messenger RNA from Labrus mixtus (cuckoo wrasse), 2171 nucleotides. RefSeq names its product Golgi reassembly-stacking protein 2-like. The record is from RefSeq and is a predicted model, not a curated record. The transcript has 10 exons. Gene Ontology annotation, cellular component: Golgi apparatus. Gene Ontology annotation, biological process: Golgi organization. NCBI's taxonomy places the organism in Eukaryota, Metazoa, Chordata, Actinopteri, Labriformes, Labridae. The coding region runs from base 16 to 1464 and encodes 482 amino acids. Gene Ontology annotation, molecular function: protein binding.